This is a messenger RNA of Nerophis lumbriciformis (worm pipefish), 2832 nucleotides long. NCBI's taxonomy places the organism in Eukaryota, Metazoa, Chordata, Actinopteri, Syngnathiformes, Syngnathidae. The record is from RefSeq and is a predicted model, not a curated record.
AUGGCUAUACUAAUUAUUUCCACUUUGAUCAUUUGUGUAAAAAUGAUUCUUUAUGUGUCAUUUACACAUUGCAUGGAUGUUGACUUCUGCAAACCUUCACGAGUGGAUUCCCGUGCGUCUGGAGCUCAUUUACAGAUGAAUGAAAGACGAAUUAUUUUUAGGAUAAAUGCAUUCGAACAGGAAUUUUACCUCCACCUCCAACCGGAUUCUAAUUUUCUCGGACCGGGGACUUUAAAACCAUUCGAGCUCAAUGCAUCAACACCUGCAGACCUCAGGAAAUGCUUUUAUUCCGGUAAUGUCAAUUCACAGCCGGAUUCGUUUGCAGCGCUAAGCUUGUGCAAAGGUCUCAACGGGGGGUUUUAUGAGAACGGCACAGAGUAUUUCAUCAGCCUUGCAAGAGGUGAGGACGGAGCAGACAAAACCGGGGACUCGUCAUCCAAGAGUCACGUCAUCCACCGCCGGAGAAACUCUGCGCCUCUGGUCGACAACUUCACCGGCAGGUGUGGAGUGACACCUGACUCUAACUUCAACGCUUCCCUGGAAAAAUACAAGUAUAUGAGUGAAGCGGAAUUUGGAGGCUCAUCUGAAACUGUGUUGGAAAGCUUGGGAAGGGCCAAAAGAUUUACAUCCAUCCCCAGGUUUGUGGAGGUGUUGGUGGUGGCAGAUCCAUCCAUGGGUUCCUUUCAUGGGGAUGAUUUGAAACAUUACCUCCUGACACUCAUGUCAGUGGCAGCCAAGCUUUACAAGCAUCCCAGCAUCUUAAACUCCAUCAACCUUGUGGUUGUGGGCUUUAUGGUGCUAAAGGAAGAUGACAAGGGUCCAAAGGUUUCAAGUAAUGCUGCCCUUACGUUGCGUAAUUUCUGCUCCUGGCAAAAGAAGUUGAAUAAAAACAGUGACAAGCAUCCUGAGUAUUGGGACACCGCAAUUCUCUUCACCAAACAGGAUCUUUGUGGGGCCACGACUUGUGAUACGCUGGGGAUGGCUGAUGUCGGGACCAUGUGCGACCCCAAGAGGAGUUGCUCUGUCAUUGAAGAUGAUGGCCUGCCAUCAGCAUUCACAACUGCCCACGAACUCGGUCACGUCUUCAACAUGCCCCAUGACAAUGUGAAGGCAUGUGAAAAAGUCUUUGGGAAACUAAAAGACAACCACAUGAUGUCCCCAACUUUAAUUCAGAUUGACAGGAGUCGUCCAUGGUCGGUGUGCAGUGCAGCCAUCGUUACAGAAUUUCUGGAUCGUGGUCAUGGAGACUGCUUGCUGGAUCAGCCCCAGAGGCAGCUGUCUCUCCCAGAUAACCUGCCCGGCUCCAGUUACAAUCUUCAUAGUCAGUGUGAAUUGGCUUUUGGGGACGGCUCCAAGCCUUGCCCCUACAUGCAGCCUUGCUCGAAACUGUGGUGCACGGGGAAAGCUCGUGGACAGCUGGUCUGUCAAACCAGACACUUUCCCUGGGCAGAUGGCACCAGUUGUGGCACUGGCAGAGUGUGUUACCAAGGGGCUUGCACUGAAAAAAACACUAUCAUGCAAGUCAAGGUGGACGGUAGAUGGGGGAGGUGGGGCGUAUUUGGAGAUUGUUCCAGAACUUGUGGUGGAGGUGUCCAGCUGGCCAAGAGAGAGUGUAAUAACCCAGUCCCUGAAAACGGAGGCAAAUAUUGCUACGGCCUUCGAAUCAAGUAUCGCUCCUGUAACCUCAACCCUUGCCUUGAUACAGAUAAGAGUUUCCGUGAGGAGCAGUGCGAGACGUUCAAUGGCAUGAAUAUGAACACCAACAGAUUGGGCUCAUCUGUGGUCUGGGUUCCAAAAUAUUCUGGCAUCUCCCCUAAGGAUAGAUGCAAGCUUAUCUGUCGUGCCAACGGGACUGGUUACUUCUUCGUCCUUGCCCCAAAGGUUGUAGAUGGGACGCCUUGUUCACCAGAUUCCACUGCUAUAUGUGUUCAAGGAAGAUGUAUCAAAGCAGGUUGCGAUGGGAAGCUUGAUUCCCCCAAAAAAUUUGACAAAUGUAAUGUGUGCGGCGGUGACAAUCAGGGCUGCAAGAAGGUCUCCGGAAUGUUCACAAAACCCAUUCAUGGCUAUAAUUUUGUGGUGGCGUUGCCUGUUGGCGCAUCAAACAUCGACAUCCGCCAGCGGGGCUACCGAGGAAUCGUCAGUGACGAAAACUACCUCGCAAUAAAGAACAGGCAUGGAAAGUACCUGCUGAAUGGCAACUAUGUGAUAUCGGCUGCAGAGCGCGACCUUAUGGUGAAGGGCAGUCUGAUGCGCUACAGUGGCACGGCGACAUCUGUGGAAAUUCUUCGGUCCACAAGACCGCUGAAAGAGGCAUUGACGGUGGAGGUGCUCUCAGUAGGGAAGAUGACCCCUCCCAGGGUGCGCUAUUCCUACUACGUUCCAAAAGAAAGUAAGGAGGAAAAGACACAGCGGAAAGAAGAGAAGAACACAUCAGAAAAUAGCAUCUUAUUGAACGGCAACAAAGUAGAGGCCAAAAAGAAGGUGAUGGGCAAGCAACCAGCAAAUCACUGGGUGACUGGAAACUGGGAUGCAUGCACAGUGACUUGUGGUAGUGGACUGCAAAAGCGGCUGGUGCAGUGUCAGAAGAUGGAUGGAAAUCCUGCCUUUGAUUGUGACAGCAGUGAAAGGCCUGUUUCUCUGAAAGCAUGCGGAGAUCCGUGUCCCAAGUGGGAUGUUGGGGCCUGGUCUCACUGUUCUAAGUCCUGUGGCAGGGGCUUCAAACGCCGGUCGGUGCGUUGCAUGACUGACAAUGGUCUUAAUCUGCCCAGAGAGCACUGCUCCGGAAGAAGAAAGCCCCAGGAACUCGACCUCUGUUAUCUGAGACAAUGUUAA